GCUUUAGAUGUUCCGCGGUACGGUCCCACGCAGGGCGGUGUUUCACAACGCCCCGUCGGUGUAUCCAUUUGUGAAGCCCUUCCACGACACACCCUAUGAUCAGGACCGCACACGGUUUGACAAAACCAAAAAUAUUCUGCACGACAACAAAUGGCCUGCCUGGAUGGACAACGGUGCGGACGGGACGGGAUACGGUAUCGGUCUGCACCGUGCUCAUCCUCUCUCGAAGCUACGUGGCAACCUGAGUCGCGGCCAACGAGAGGUGCCGCGAGUCUUAAACAUGAUGAUCCAGGGCGUGUGGCACAAAAGUGGUAACAAGCUCUACUUUCGAGGAGGCAAACCGCCGAACCCCAGCACGCAUCCCUACCUCACCGGUGAACCGUGUCCUAUCUAUGGGUGGAAGGUCACGGAUCCUAGCGUUAUUAGAGAGUUUAACCUCCCUCAACCCGAAAAAGACAAGGGACGUUAUAAGCCGUAUGUGGCACUGCAGGAACGGAAAAUAAUGGGUGUUCAAGCCCCCAUGAAGGAACAGAGCGCUGUUAGCCCCGCAGUGGGCAAGGACGACUCGAAGCCUUUGAUGAAGCGCUUGUUCUUUUGGAAGUAG
Messenger RNA from Leptomonas pyrrhocoris, 604 nucleotides. RefSeq lists its product as hypothetical. Lineage: Eukaryota; Euglenozoa; Kinetoplastea; Trypanosomatida; Trypanosomatidae. Bases 8 to 604 code for a protein of 198 amino acids. The transcript has a single exon. The record is from RefSeq and is a predicted model, not a curated record.